This is a messenger RNA of Phalacrocorax carbo (great cormorant), 1696 nucleotides long. The record is from RefSeq and is a predicted model, not a curated record. Lineage: Eukaryota; Metazoa; Chordata; Aves; Suliformes; Phalacrocoracidae.
GGGGCGGGCGCUGAGCCUCAGCGAUGGGUGCUGAGGGUUUGCCCUUGGGUACCCUGGGUGCUGAGUAGGGGGUGCUGGAUGCUGGGCACUGGCUGCUUGCUUUUGGGUACUGGGUCAUGGGGAUGGGGUGCUGGGUGCUGAGUGCUGGUAUUGGCUGUUGGCGCUGGGUGCUGGGCGCUGAAUACUGGGUGCUGGAUGCUGGGCACUGGGCGGUGGUACUGGGUGUUGGUGGGUGCUGGGCACUGGUGCUGGGUGCUGGUGGGCACUGGUGCUGGGUUCUGGGCACUGGUACCAGGCGUUGGAGGUGGGCACUGGUGCUGGGUGCUGGUGGGCACUGGUGCUGGGUGUUGGUGGGCACUGGUGCUGGGUGUUGGUGGGCACUGGUGCUGGGUGCUGGGCACUGGUGCUGGGUGCUGGUGGGCACUGGUACUGGGUGUUGGUGGGCACUGGUGCUGGGUGUUGGUGGGCACUGGUGCUGGGUGUUGGUGGUGGGCACUGGUGCUGGGUGUUGGUGGGCACUGGUGCUGGGUGCUGGGCACUGGUGCUGGGUGCUGGUGGGCACUGGUACUGGGUGUUGGUGGGCACUGGUGCUGGGUGUUGGUGGUGGGCACUGGUGCUGGGUGCUGGGCACUGGUACUGGGUGUUGGUGGGCGCUGGUGCUGGGUGCUGGUGGGCACUGGUGCUGGGUUGGAGGUGGGCACUGGUGCUGGGUGUUGGUGGGCACUGGUGCUGGGUGCUGGGCACUGGUACUGGAUGUUGGUGCUGGAAACUGGUGCUGGGUGCUGGGCACUGGGUGCUUGCCCGGAGGUCCCUGCCCCUCCAGUCCCAGGUCGGUGCUCCAAGGGUGCCCCUCGUGCUGUGGGCACUGGUGUGACUGGGUGGGGGGGAGGUGCCCUGCGGGGGAGGUGUCUGUCCUGGGUGCCUUCCCCAGGCCCCGCUCCCCCCCCACGGUGUUCCGCAGCCCCAAGACCAUCGCGGGCAUUGCCUCGGCCGUGGUGCUCUUCAUCGCCAUCGUCACCACCAUCGUCUGCUGCUUCAUGUGCUCCUGCUGCUACUUGUACCAGCGCCGGCAGCACCUCCGCACCCCCCUGCAAGGCCCGGAGAUUCCGCUCUCCAGCUACCCCCCAGCACCCCCCGCAGCCCCCUUCCCCAUGGACCCCAAAGCCGGACCCUUGCCCCCCCAGCCUGGCUUCGCCCCCAUGGCCAUGUACCCGCCGGCUGGCCCCGCUCCCCAGUACCCACUGUACCCAUCUGGCCCCCAAGUCUACAACCCCACAGCGCCUCCGCCCUACGUCCCGGCACAGCCCAGCUACCCUGGAGCCUGAGCACCCACGGGGACCCCAGCACCCUCCUCCCGCCGCCGGCCAGCGGGGCCGGGCUGGGGACCCUCAUCCCCCCGCCACGGGGCCAGGAGGGUGCCCUGGCCGUGGCUGGAUCAGGCCCUUCCCAGCCGUCCCGGGGAUGACCCCGUGCCGGCAGCACAGGGCGGCUCUUGUCCUGCACACUGGGCCCUUUGUGGGUGCCUCUGCCCCGGCUCUGGGUGCCAACAGUCCCGUUGCACCCACAGGGGGGGUGCCCGGGGGUGGGUCCCCCGAGGGCCGUGUAUCACUGCACCCCUGCACACCCGUGCCCGGAUUUGGCCCCGGCUCUUCCCCCCGCCCGGGGUUGGCAUUAAACCACAUCUUGUGCCCCACAA